AUGGCUCAAAUUCUGCACCUCUAUGUCCUUUCAACUUUACUUUUUGCUCUUUCUCUGAAGGUUACCUCCACCUCCCACCACAGCCACCAUGAACUCAAAUCUCUCCACUUUGCACUUUACCAACAUGAAACCAUAAACAAAACCGGAUAUAUCAUAGUGAAUGGUGUGGUAGGAGCAGGUGUUGGUCAAACCACAACACCUUUCGGCACCUUGUUUGUUUUCCAAGAUCCAAUGACUGUAACACCCAAUAUAUCUUCAAAAGUUAUUGGAAUUGCUGAAGGUACUGCUAUCACAUCUAGUUUUGAUGGGCUAAGGAGCAUUUCGAUUGCAAAGAUUACUUUAAGGUUGAAGAAUCACAUGGGAUCAAUCUCUAUUGUUGGAGGAACACAUAACGUCAAGCCUGCAGAUCAUCCCGUUGUAGGAGGCACCGGUGACUUCAUGUUUGUACAAGGGUAUGUGACAUCCUCUCCGGUGGAUCUCAAGGGCCCCACUGUUACCUACAAGAUAGAGUUUCACCUCUACUGGCCUCCCUAUGCAAAUAAAUUCUCACUUCAUCAUUAA
Dovyalis caffra is the source of this 561-nucleotide messenger RNA. The record is from the annotation of a GenBank genome assembly. NCBI's taxonomy places the organism in Eukaryota, Viridiplantae, Streptophyta, Magnoliopsida, Malpighiales, Salicaceae.